CGCACGUACACAGUUGCACACUGACUUAUACCACUGGUUUAUCAAGUCAACCAGUGCCAUCAUGAAGGUGAUAGGUAAUUAAAAACUGUUGGACUUUAAACUUAAUUUAAUUUUGUUGACUCAGUACGAGAAAGGCAUUUAUAUAAAGGUCCGAGUUCAUCGGAGAAUCUCAGUUAGUGGUCCCCUUUGAACGGAAUUUUAGUUUCGACACAAUGAGAGCACCGGAACAAUUACGUUUCGACGGUCGCGUAGUUAUCGUAACGGGAGCUGGAGCAGGUUUGGGCCGUGCAUACGCCCUGCUAUUUGCUUCGAGAGGUGCCAGCGUUGUAGUAAACGAUUUAGGUGCAAGUAGACACGGUGAUGGGAGCAGCAAAGUGGCAGAUACAGUUGUUAAUGAAAUUAUUAAGAAUGGUAAGAAUAUUUCUUAUUUACUGUGUUAUGCAUUCUAUUUGAAUCGACAUGAGUUUGUUUUAUGAAAUAUUUAUUACUACACAUA
Messenger RNA from Ceratina calcarata, 496 nucleotides. RefSeq names its product peroxisomal multifunctional enzyme type 2-like. The record is from RefSeq and is a predicted model, not a curated record. Lineage: Eukaryota; Metazoa; Arthropoda; Insecta; Hymenoptera; Apidae. The transcript is spliced from 2 exons. Bases 213 to 476 code for a protein of 87 amino acids.